GAGAUGGACGUGCCUGAAGAGCGUUACUAUGGCAACCAAACGCCAGACCGUUCCGAAACGAACAGUCCGCGAUCCCAAAUGAGCAGUCCGAAUUCUACAUCAUCUAUUAAUGUCACAGAUCAAACGUUAUCGCUACAGCAUCAGCAGAACUUAGAGACUUUGAACAGGAUGGGAAUGUUUUUUCACGCUCAGCAAAUGCAUUUGAAUCAGAGUUUUGAGUCGGUAAAGUCGAGGUUAGGCUUGACGCAAGUGGCAAGUGUGAGUCAGGGCCCGCGGCAUACGAUCGACGCGAUUUUGGGCCUGAACGGUGGAAGGGUUAACAGAGUGCCGAGUGAGUUCGAGCAGAGAAGAGAAGAGAGGGAAUGCGAGCCGGUGCCGGUUUCGCCGGGAGCUGUGGAGAGUGCCGGCGAAGGCUCCUGCAACAGCAACGAUGGCUACAGCAGAACCCCCCCAGAAGACAAGUCACCCCCCGGUAGUGAUGACGACACCCCCCGGCCAGGAUCCGCUGCAGACAACAAGAAGAAACACAGAAGAAACCGGACGACCUUCACGACGUACCAGCUGCAUGAGCUGGAGCGAGCGUUUGAGAAGAGCCACUACCCUGAUGUGUAUUCGAGGGAGGAGCUGGCGAUGAAGGUGAAUCUGCCUGAAGUUAGAGUGCAGGUCUGGUUCCAAAACCGCAGAGCAAAAUGGCGUCGCCAAGAGAAGAUGGAGGCAGCUCGUCUCGGCCUCUCAGAGUACGGCUGCGGGGCUGGAGGCGCGAUACCCAGGCUCAGUGGACUGGGGCUGCCGGUAGACCCUUGGCUGGCACCACCACUACUCACUGCUUUACCGGGGUUCCUCAGCCACCCACCCUCCGGCUACCCGAGUUACCUGACCCCGCCCGCGCCCGCGCCUCCCGCGCCGCCUGCCCCCCCGGACCCCCGCUCAUCCUCCAUAGCAGCCCUUCGCAUGAAGGCCAAGGAACACGUGGAAAGCCUGAAAGGCCUCCAGAUGGUGUAGACCUUAGCACUUGGUAACAAGGUGCAAGAUACUCUGAACUAGUUUUUUGGCAAGUGUAAACUUUAGUGAUGUGAAUUUACAUUUUUUUCGUCAGGUGUGUAAACUGCAAUGGCUGGUUUUUUUAAUGUGUUUCUUAUAAAGGUUUACAUUACAAAUUUUUUGUAACUUUCCUAAUAAUUUGGAGUAAUA
Ostrinia furnacalis (Asian corn borer) is the source of this 1191-nucleotide messenger RNA. RefSeq names its product retinal homeobox protein Rx1. Gene Ontology annotation, molecular function: DNA-binding transcription factor activity, RNA polymerase II-specific; RNA polymerase II cis-regulatory region sequence-specific DNA binding. The record is from RefSeq and is a predicted model, not a curated record. Gene Ontology annotation, biological process: positive regulation of transcription by RNA polymerase II. The coding region runs from base 4 to 1002 and encodes 332 amino acids. NCBI's taxonomy places the organism in Eukaryota, Metazoa, Arthropoda, Insecta, Lepidoptera, Crambidae. The transcript has 4 exons.